GACAACUGUCUCGAAGCAUCAGCCGUACUGCCGUUUUGCCGGGCCCUGUGACAACAUCAACAAUGCUUCGAUGUUCUGCGAACAGCACAGCACAGCAAACGACGCAUGAUGAGUUGUAUUGCUAAGGUGCUGCAGUAUGCAUCUCGUGGCAGGCGAAAAUGGCUGAGUACUCACAUUUCGUUGCCAAAGGAUGUCGGGCAUUGAGCCUCUCAGUGUGCCCUACGAAGGCAACACCAGUCUUUCAAUGAUUAAUCGAGGCUCACGUCCAAUGGUUCCGAAAGAGGCACCCCGUAAGACAGACAGGGCAGACUGCGAUUGGGGGCCAAGACUAGCCCUCUGCGGAUGGACUCAGUGUGACGCUCCGCUUCGCGAUGCAGGGAGAAGAGGAUGGAGAGACAGGCACACCUAUGCGCAGACUCCGCCCCUCCAAAAAAACAAGGCAUCACUAUUCAGUAUUCGAGGAAGAUUAAGAGUGUGGGUAAAUGUGCCCUGGGCGUGGCACUCUCCAGUCUGACUAUCAUCAUGCAAAUCCGGUACCCAAGACAGACAAUUAUGAGAGAAACUAUGCGGUACGCGUCACUGUCGCCCAAUACCCGGCAUUCUUGGGUCAAGGGAGAAUGGAAAGAGACGCGAGCUCCGACGUGAUCAACAACAAAACGAAACAAGUUGAGAUGCAGAGUUCACAGCUCGAGGAACCAAGGACGUGGAUCCCGAGGAGGCCGUCCCUCAAUGUCUCGAUUCUGUGGGAGACACAACAGGCAGUCGAGGUAAGGAACACCACGCUAGAGAGCACCAUCGACAGGGCACUGAGGGCAGUCGGGACCACCUCCAGCAGGGAUCCAAACCAUCGGGGGGCAGUGCUGGCCCCUUCCCAUUGGCCACUUGCAUCGUUCAGCACACCCAUCGGACGAGGCUGUCCCCUCCUCUCCAAGCGGGUGCUCUCCAAGUGCUCCAAGACCCCAAGUGCUAAUGCAACGGGAACCCCAUCAGGGCCAUCACGUUGGAUCACAGACUUUCCCUGCCCACCCAUGUCCUCAGCUAUGCUGACAUGCAUAUCCACGCUUCCCACUCUCGUUGAAAUUACCCUUUUGCUGUGGUCUCUCGAAUGCCUUCAUUCCUCGAAUUUCCUCUAAUUCUCCAAAGUAAUCCUAAACUUUCGUUCAACUACCACCCGUAUUCUUACACUUCCGUUUCCUUCGUCUCCUUAACCAUUUCUUAUCCUGUCCGUCCAAUGGACUAAUGAUCAUAUCCAAUACGCUCUCCGAAGUCGUACCCCUCUGACCCCUAGA
Colletotrichum godetiae is the source of this 1289-nucleotide messenger RNA. RefSeq lists its product as uncharacterized. The record is from RefSeq and is a predicted model, not a curated record. NCBI's taxonomy places the organism in Eukaryota, Fungi, Ascomycota, Sordariomycetes, Glomerellales, Glomerellaceae. The transcript has a single exon. Bases 483 to 1133 code for a protein of 216 amino acids.